Messenger RNA from Solanum dulcamara, 1980 nucleotides. RefSeq names its product probable protein phosphatase 2C 60. Gene Ontology annotation, molecular function: cation binding; protein serine/threonine phosphatase activity. NCBI's taxonomy places the organism in Eukaryota, Viridiplantae, Streptophyta, Magnoliopsida, Solanales, Solanaceae. Bases 633 to 1805 code for a protein of 390 amino acids. The record is from RefSeq and is a predicted model, not a curated record. Gene Ontology annotation, biological process: protein dephosphorylation. The transcript has 5 exons.
UUUAAAAAAAAAUAAACCUUCCUUUUUCCUUCUUUUAUCUUCUUCAUCUUCCUUUCCUUUCUCAUCUUUAACCUUCAACUGAAAAACAGAUAUUAUAUAUGGAGAGAAAGGAAAACAAAAACUGAAAAGAAACAAACAAGACAGGAAAAAGAUUUAAUCUUUUUUCUUUGUUUGAUAAUAUUUAACCGUAUAUUCGCAUAAGCAGUGGUUGAUCUUUAAUGGAUCUAUAGAUCUAACGAUUUCAGAACCCACAUGAAUAUUGGCUACGUUUUAUUGUCAUUUUCACAGUGAAGGGUUCAGUAAUUUGACGGGAAAAUAUAGCAUAUAAGGCCUAAUCACAACUUUUGACCCUGCUUUUUGCCCCAAGUUGUUUUCAAAUCUCGGGAGAUUUUAUUCUUGCUUGUUGAAAUUGGGAUUAUGGACUUUGUUUAAGCAUACUGUUGUGUUCAAAUCUUGGUUUUGUUGAUAAAGAUAUGAUCUUGGUGAAGUUAUUAUCUACCUGAAUCUCUUGUUGUAUUGUUGUUUCCAAUUUGUAGAACAAAAGGAGUAGUGGUGAAAGUUUUUAGUUUUGGAGAGCUCUUGCAUCCGUUUGGAUGUUGAGGAAUUGACGGUAAGCAAAGGUGAAAUGAGGGAUGUUAUCAAGGUUGAUAAAUUUCCUGAGGGCAUGUUGCCGGUCAUCGGCGGACCGUUAUGUACAUACUGGUGCAGAUUCAGCUGGACGACAAGAUGGACUUUUUUGGUAUAAAGACAGUGGACAACACUUACUUGGUGAGUUCUCUAUGGCAGUUGUUCAGGCCAACAAUUUACUGGAGGAUCAAAGCCAGAUUGAGUCGGGUUCUCUUAGCUUGCUUGAUUCUGGCCCCUAUGGAACGUUUGUCGGGGUAUAUGAUGGUCAUGGUGGGCCUGAAACAUCGCGGUAUAUCAAUGAUCAUCUCUUUCAGCAUCUCAAGAGGUUUGCAGCUGAACAGAAUUCCAUGUCUGUUGAAGUAAUACGAAAAGCGUUUCAAGCAACAGAGGAGGGAUUCCUUUCUCUAGUUGCUCAGCUGUGGCUAACAAAACCGCAGAUGGCUUCUGUUGGAGCAUGCUGUCUGGUUGGGGUGAUCUGUGAUGGUACUCUUUAUGUUGCCAACCUUGGUGAUUCCCGGGCUGUUUUGGGGAGACUUGUCAGGGCUACAGGAGAGGUUCUAGCCAUUCAGCUUUCAGCUGAGCAUAAUGCAAGUAUUGAGUCUGUCAGACAGGAAUUGCAUUCUAUGCAUCCGGAUGACCCACAGAUAGUCGUUUUGAAGCAUAAUGUAUGGCGUGUAAAGGGUCUGAUACAGAUUUCGAGAUCUAUUGGCGAUUUAUAUCUCAAAAAAGCUGAGUACAAUAAAGAGCCAUUGUAUGGAAAAUUUCGUUUGCGAGAACCUUUUACAAGGCCCAUAUUGAGCGCAGAUCCAGCGAUUUCAGUGCAUGAACUCCAGCCACAUGAUCAAUUUCUCAUCCUUGCUUCUGAUGGUCUUUGGGAACAUCUUAGCAAUCAAGAGGCAGUUGAUAUCGUCCAAAAUAGCUCUUGCAAAGGAAGUGCUCGGCGGCUUGUAAAAGCUGCACUGCAAGAAGCUGCAAAGAAAAGGGAGAUGAGGUAUUCUGAUCUGAAGAAGAUUGAUCGUGGUGUGAGGAGACAUUUUCAUGAUGAUAUCUCGGUCAUAGUCGUGUUUCUUGAUUCAAAUCUUGUGAGUAGAGCCAGCUCACUUAGAGGGCCCUCUUUAUCUCUGAGAGGAGGUGGUGUGAAUUUCCCAGCAAAAAGUCUGGCUCCCACUCCCACAUAACUUGGUACUGCUUGACCAUUUCACUCUGUUGUAUACUUUGCUGUAUCCUUCUGAAACUUUUUAUGACAAGAUCUUGUAGUAGCUUAAAGAGAAAUAACAGAAAGUGCAGCACUAAUUUAUUCUUUUGUUGUGCAAUGUAAUGUUUUUGAUGUUCAAUGUAACGUUUAACUUGGAA